GGGGAAGAAAGAAGAACGAAGAAGAAGAAGAAGAAGAAGGAGGGAUGAGCUCGAGUGAGACGAGGCCGGUGCCGAGAAGAGAGAGCCCAUGGGGAAUGCCGGAGGGAGACCACCGCCAACCCAAGGCUCAUCGCUGCAAUGACAGAGCUGAGGAUGUCAUCCAAGCCUGUUUUGAAGGAAAUCCGUUUAAGACAGUCCCAGGACCUUUCAAGCUCUUCUGGCAGUGCAUGCGUUCUAAACCCGGGGAGGAACCAACAGAGCCGUAUGCGUAUCUGGAGCUGGAUCCUCCGAAGAGAGAGGUGAAGCUUGAGUAAAAGCUUUGAAGCAAAUUUUUUGUUAGGUUGAGUUUUGUGGUGUCUGAGUUCCAAGCAUCUGUUAUCAGUCAGUUGUUUAUCUAAUAAUCCAUAUAUGGAAACCAAGGCUAAUUAACCAGGGCUUUCUACAGAUUCUAAAGUCUUAGCUUCAAAAGUUUCUCUGGUGUUUUCUGCUUGCACCAUUUGUUGCAAAGCAAAACUUUUGUCAUUCUCUAUCAUCAUAUGAAUGGCAAAAUUUUCUUUUUUUAUCAU
This is a messenger RNA of Morus notabilis, 566 nucleotides long. RefSeq lists its product as uncharacterized. Bases 45 to 314 code for a protein of 89 amino acids. Lineage: Eukaryota; Viridiplantae; Streptophyta; Magnoliopsida; Rosales; Moraceae. The record is from RefSeq and is a predicted model, not a curated record. The transcript has 3 exons.